Messenger RNA from Aspergillus welwitschiae, 976 nucleotides. RefSeq names its product nucleoside triphosphates FAP7. Gene Ontology annotation, cellular component: nucleus; cytoplasm. Gene Ontology annotation, molecular function: ATP binding; AMP kinase activity; ATP hydrolysis activity. Bases 148 to 669 code for a protein of 173 amino acids. Lineage: Eukaryota; Fungi; Ascomycota; Eurotiomycetes; Eurotiales; Aspergillaceae. The transcript is spliced from 4 exons. The record is from RefSeq and is a predicted model, not a curated record.
CUUAUGGAGAUAUCGGGAAGUUUGAUAAUCCGGAGCUGUACUGAUUACCUACCCCACGGAAAAUUUCCCCUCACUGUGGAAACUUUAUCGGCCUUUAUCGGGCAUAUUGAAAGAUAUAAUUCACUUCACGCAUUUCAAUGAGGCAUAAUGCGGACAUCUCCGAAUGUGAUAAUAACAGGCACGCCCGGCGUAGGCAAAACCGUCCAUUGCGAACAAUUGGCCGAGGAGACAGGUCUGCGGCAUCUUUCAAUCAACCAUGUCGCAAAAGAGCGAGACUGCUACGAGACAUAUGACCACGAAUUACAAACCUGGGUCGUGGAUGAGGACAAACUCCUGGACGCUAUUGAGGAUCAGGUGCUUCAGGGUGGCUAUCUAAUCGACUGGCAUGCAUGCGAUCUAUUCCCCAAGUCAUGGAUCGAUCUGGUCGUUGUAUUACGCUGCCCAUCUACGGCUGUUCAUUAUGAUCGUCUCGCAUCAAGGGGCUACAAUGAAACGAAGCUGCAGGAAAAUUUAGAUGCCGAGAUAUUUGGUGUUUUGCUUGACGAAGCUCGAGAAGCCUUCGACGAGGAAUUAGUGGUUGUAUUGAAUAGUGAGAGGGAUGAGGAUGUAGAGUCCAAUUGCGCAAGGAUUUCUAGCUGGGUACAAUCUUGGAAACAUGAUCGAGCUUGAGGUCUCGAUUAUCCCAAGGGAUACGGGGGAGGGGCGGCCGAAACCGACACCAAUUCGUAUCGUGAAAUCUGCAGGUCAUAUCAAGGACGUCUGUCGGCCAACCAAUCUUGCAAUUUGACCAGGGCUUUAUAUCUGUGUGAGAUACGGUUCUGCUCCAAUAUUAGUGGCUGAUCGAAGAAACUGAUGGGACAAUUUCAUGACCUUCUCUUCUUUGUCCAUUUCAGCGGCCCCUUGGUCUCACGAUAGCUCCCUUGCGUGAAUGCGUCAGCUUCUGACAGGGUAGGUGGAGUUGACACUCAAUCCUACC